AAUAAAUUAAAUGGUAUUUUUGCACGCUUUUAGCAGAGGUGCUGCUAAAUUUACCCGCCGCCUCCACAACCAUUUUUUCAGCUCCCUAUCCACUGUAACUGGCCUACAUCAAUCUCAGAAGACCGAUAAUAUUGCCUCUUAUAAUCAUAAGUUAUUCCCCUUCACCUCAUUUCCCGAUUUUCUAAAACCUGGUCUUUUCCAUACCACAGCUUGUGAUAUUGUCGAAACUCCGCACGAACUGACAGAAUCAGCAGCAAUUGUACACAUCCCUAAAAACUCAACUGAUAUUUUCAGAGAAUGGGGUUGUAGCGAAACCGACAUAUCCAAGAUUUUCGAGAGACGCCCAUCUUUACGUAAAACGGACAUCCAUAUCCUUCAGUCCAAACUUGAAAUACUUUCUCGUUUGGGCAUCAAAUCCUCCGACCUUGUAAAAAUGGUACAUUGUCGUCCACGUUUUCUCAACUGCAAAAUCAAUGUUUGUUUAAACGAACGCCUUGAAUAUUUCGAGUCCUUGUUUGGCUCAAGGGAGGUCCUAGUCAAGGCCAUUGUCCGAAAUCCUUCUCUCCUUACGUAUGACUUCCACAACAAGAUCAAGCCUGUCAUUGCCAUGUACGAGUCAUUGGGCCUUAGCAAAACGGACUUGAUAACCGUGCUUCUAUCUCGGCCCACUUUGAUUCCAAGAACUUCCCUGGAUGACGAAAAGAUUGAUUAUAUCAGAAAAACCGGAGUUUCAAAGAAUUCAAAAAUGUACAAGCACGUUGUCUCCCUCUUUGCCAUAUCGCGCAUAGAGACCAUCCGUGAGAAGGUGCUGAAUUUGGAGAAAUACGGACUCUUGGAGGAUGACAUUUGUAAUCUUAUUGGGCGUUCGCCACUCGUGUUGACGCUAUCCAUUGAUAAGGUACAGAGGCACAUGACUUUUAUACUGGGGAUAAUGAGGCUAUCGGCCAGUAUUGUACUUCGAAACCCGUUCCUGCUCUACUUCAAUUUGGAGACAGUGUUAAAACCGCGGUUUCAAAUAGCGUGUAAAAUAGAGGAUAUGGGGCUUGUUCCUGAAAUCAAGGGACCUGUACUCUUGACAGCAAUGAGGAUGUCCGAUAAGCGGUUUGUAGCAGCAUUUAUAACUUGUCACCCAGAGAAGGAGGCUUUGGAAUUAAUCACAGUGUAUAAUAAAGCAAAAAGUGUGAAGCGAUUAGCAGAGUCUUCGAAGAAGAACUUCACUACAGGAUUUCCUUUCUAAUCAUAUUAUUUGUGGUCUGGAUUUUUGAUUAAUUGAAGAAAUAGUUACAAAAUCAUACUUACAUUCUUUCAGGAAGUAGAUGAUUUUGCUGUGUCUUGGAUUCUCCAACAGCAAGGUAGGGAUCAUCCAAAUAUUUGCUGUAUAUUCAUCUCCUUAAUUUCAACCAGUGUAACUUUGUGUUCGAUUUUCUUUUCCGGAGAAUUAUUUGUUGGGACUAUUUUUAUUUUUUUU
Messenger RNA from Erythranthe guttata (spotted monkey flower), 1468 nucleotides. Its product is annotated as Mitochondrial transcription termination factor family protein. Gene Ontology annotation, molecular function: double-stranded DNA binding. The record is from RefSeq and is a predicted model, not a curated record. Gene Ontology annotation, biological process: regulation of DNA-templated transcription. NCBI's taxonomy places the organism in Eukaryota, Viridiplantae, Streptophyta, Magnoliopsida, Lamiales, Phrymaceae.